AUGACGACGACGACGACGUGUGUUGUUCGGAAAGGAGAGAGAGCGAGAGACCUUGACUUUUUCGUCGGUGAAGAAGGUGGUCGUUCGAAAGAAGAGGAAGAAGAAGAAACGACGACGACGACGACGACUUCACCACCACAAACACAAACACAAACUCCGACUCCGCCGCUUUGUAAGUUUCGCGAGGCGGUCGUGAAAGUGCUCUCGACGAUAACCGCGGAACCGAGACCGUUGCGAUCGAAAUUCGGCACCACGGCGGUCUGUAUCAGUAAAGACUCGAAACGAAGGAAAGUCUUCAAAGCGGUGUUUUCGAGGACGUUCGAAUACCUGUUGUUUUCAAUCGUGUUCGCACACUUUGCGGUGCUGGCGGUGCUGUUGGCGAAGAACGACGGAGAGAACGACGAUGGCAACUACGCGAGCGGUGGAUUUCAAACGCUGAUUCGUAAACCGCUGUGGGCGGUUGAUUUCGCUAUUUUAAUUUUUUACACGUGCGAGAUGGCGUUGAAGAUGUACGCGUUGGGCGUUUUCGGGUCGAGGCACGCGUAUUUGACGUCGAACGCGUAUAACAGGUUGGAUUGUUUUAUCGUCACGGUUUCCUGGAUGUCUGUGAUGAGCGAGUGUUACGAUUUCACCCCGGAUGUGUUCCCUGCGUUGCCGCGGUUACGGUUGGGUCAUUUGCGCGUGUUUCGAGCGACAUUGGCGUUGCGUUCGUUUUCGUUCGCGUCUUCGGUGAUUGUCAUCAUGGAAGCGCUGUCGGCGUCGAUUCCUUUGCUGAGAGACGUCAUUGGAGUGUCGUGCGUUUGUUUUGUAUUUUACGCGCUGAUGGGCGUAUCCACGUUUGGUGGGAGCUUUCGGAGACGGUGUGUGAUCGCGGAUUCGAAGGAAGCGGCGAGGGUUGGAACGUAUAACGACACGACGCCGUUUUUCUGCGGGGACGUGGAGAAUACAAUCGAUGGGAAAGGAUUUGUUUGUCCCGGCGCGUAUUUUCUCGACACGACGUAUCGAGGUGAAUCUGUAGAGGACGCUCUGGCAUUUGAACAGUUAUACGCGAGUCCCGUAUUGAAUGAAACUUUGGUAUCGAACGCGCUGGGCUUGUCCUACUCGUCUACUUUUAUCGAACACGAGUUGACGUUCAAAAAUAUGUUCUGUUCUGACAAAGUAGGUAACCCACGUUUUGGCAAACAAUCGUUCGAUGACUUCUUUGCUGCGUUGACGUCCAUGUUCACGUGCAUAACUCUCGAGGAGUGGCCAGAAACCAUGUACGUGACGGUGAACAGUGAAUUCCGAGCGUCCGCGGCGUAUUACAUCACGCUUAUCAUCGUCGGUACCUACUUCAUCGUCUCCGUGUUUGUCGCCGCGGUGAGUGGUGUUUUUCUACGCUUAAGGCGCGAACACGUUGCAGUAUUGAAACACAGGAAUGCUCGAGAAAGAACUUCAUCAUCGACAAACGAAGAAGAGGAAGAGGAGUUUGUGAAAGGGUUCGCUCGGUUUACGCGUCUGAAAAACGCCUUACGCUUCUUCAAGCACCAUCACGAAGGAGGAGAGAAAAAAGAUACGUUCGUUGAUAUUGCCGCGAUUGCACUCGAACGUAACAAGUCAGAAAGAGGCCGGUUGAGCGCGUAUACCAACAGCGACGAUGAUGAUGAAUGCGCUUUAUCGUCGCCUAACGACAUCGAGGAAGGGAGGAAACUACCGAUGCGCAAGAUCAAAUCUGGAGUUGCGCGAAACAAACGCGACCGAGUGAAUGAGAUCGUUUCAAACCCAACGUUUGAUUUGGUCUCCCGCAUUUUAAUUGUUCUGAAUACAUGUUCGAUGUGCGCGUAUAAAAGCUAUCAACCCGACACGACGAAACGUUUUCUAGACGGUUUGGACUAUUAUUUCCUGGCGGUGUUUUAUUGCGAAUGCGGUUUGCGCUUGUUCGCGGCUAAGGGUAUUUUAGGACGGAUUUUUAGUUUGAAACAGUCUUUGAAGCCGGGUGAACUGAGUUUGAUUUGGGAUUUUUUAGUGCUUUCCGCGACGGCGGCGGGAGCAGAUCACAAAGGCCCGAAUCUAGUGGCCUUGCGCGUCGUGCGAUUAUUUGACCAUCCUUCCGCCGGCAUCGAAAAGAAUAGUGGGAAGAGCACAAAAGUUUCAUCGACGACGAAUGGAGAAGAACACAGCAGUACUACAACAAGAAGCAGUAGUGGUGGUGAGAACGAUACACUCGCUCGCGUCUUUAGAAGUUUUGGCACGAUGUUGAGUUUGCUCUGUUUCUACGGCGUCGUUCUUGCGGCGUACGCGUUAUUAGGUAUGCAGCUCUUCCCAAAAUACGCCACGGAUGCGUUGAAAAAACGCGACGACGACGCGAAUAUCGACAAUGUGACCGUCCCAUAUCCUCGCGAAAAUUUCGAAACCUAUCCAAACGCAUUAUUAGCGAUAUUUACAGUCUCCACUGGUGAAGGCUGGGUUGCAAUGUUGUAUCACUUCCGCCGCGUCACUUGGCUCGCGACGCCGUAUUUCGUCUCCUUUUUCGUUCUCGUCAAUUACGUCGUCUUGAAUCUCAUCAUCGCAGUGAUCCUCGAGAACUUGGAAUUGAGGGAUUUUGAAAAGAACAACAUGCAAAGACGCGAGAUCGUGAAGCGAGAGGUUGAAAGACGCAUGCGUUCGGGCGCGUUUGUCGACCGAUUAGAGAAAAUUAGGGUAUGGUUUGUCUUGAAGAAACGCGUGCGGUUCUGGAAUAUUGACGAGGAACAUGAAAUCUCGCCGUGGUUAGCGAGUCGAGCGCGAAGAGCUCUACGCAUAUCGGUCGCGAUAGAAAGUGUGAUAUCUGAGCGUAACUCGAAAAAAAUAUUCGCAGGUAAGAGAUCGCGUGCACAGAAACUGACCACCGGAUCCGCUACUUUGCUGCGACAACAACAACAACACGAGCGUUUCAAACAAAUUCAGCCGAUCAAGAGGAUGAACGCAAUAAGACGACGUUCUGUUUUCGAUACUCGCGUGAAUACACCAAACGAAGAACCAAAAGACACUGAGAGAUUAAGAUUGCAGAGCUCAUCGUUUUCGCUUUUAGAACAGGGAAAGAAGGCAGCGAUGAAAGAGAAUAUGAACACCUACUUGUACGAGGAAGAUGAAGAGUACUUUGAUAUUUUCCACGAAGAAGAACAUUUUCACGCGUUGCCAGCGUAUUUUACGAAUAAAUCUCUUGGUGCAAUCCCCCUAGAGAAUAAACUUCGACAGAUGUUACAGCGAUGGUUGUCGAAAAAAUGGUACGAGAGAAUCUCAUAUUUAUUCGUGGUCGUAUCAAUAGCCGCCGUUCUCGGCGCCGACCCGGUGACGGAGGUAAAUCCACACCAGUUUUUUUUGGACGCGGCCAACGCUCUGGUUGCUGGGUACUUCUUGCUCGAUUUCUUGAUUAAGAUUGUUUCCGAUGGAUUGAUUUUUACACCAACCGCGUAUUUCUCGUCCAUGUGGAAUAUUCUCGAUACUUUGGUCUUGUGCGUGGACGUCGUCAUCGUCGCUGGGCCAAUCGUGUUUUCAUCCAUAUGGAACUGGUAUUUUCAGAGAGCUAUUAACGUGUUGGUCUCGUUGCGCAUGUUUCGCGUACUAUCGCGCAACACAAAAAUGCAACGACUCGUAGUAUCGGUGACACAGACGUUACCUUCGAUUGGGUCCGUCAUCAAACUCACGUUUGCCAUUUUCCUGGCAUUCGCCAUCGUCGGCGUGCGCAUAUUUGGGGGUAAGUUUGGCUUCUGCGAACAAAUACUCGGCGUGACGCAGAGUGUGUCGUCCUCUACAUACGUAACAAAAAGACUCGAUAUCGACCAGUACUCGUGCGAUUUACGCGAGGAUACGUACUGGAAUUCUCCGAAAUAUGACUUUGAUUGGAUCGGUUCUGCGUUAUUGACGUUGUUUGAAACCGCCUCGCUGGACGGAUGGAUCGAUAUUAUGCAUCACGCGAUGGAUAUCGGCGGUAAUAAAAAUGCAAACUGGCCGGCGUGUUUAUUCUUCAUCACGUUUAUCUUAUGUGGCUCGUUCAUGAUGAUUCGUACGAUCAUCGGUGUUUUCAUCGACAGGUUUGGUAUUUCCAGCGGUUUGAAGUUACUCACAGAACGGCAAAAGUUAUGGAGAGAUAUGCAUGGCGUCGCCAUGUCUAUAAAGCCUAUGCGAGUAGAAAUGAAGCCAGUCGUAGGAUCUGUGCGAAGGAAGUGUUACGACGCUAUACACUCCAAGAUGUUUAAAAAAGUCAUCUUGUUCUUGCUAUCGCUCAACAUCGUACUGUUAGCCACGGUCCACUUCGACGCCGACGCCUCGUGGGAGUACGCAUGGAACAUCGGCGACGUUGCUUUUGUGUCCAUCUACCUUCUCGAAUCCCUCGUGCGUCUAUUCGUUGCUCUUCCGCAUCCACUUUACUUCUUCAAAGAUCCUUGGAACUGCUUCGAACUCUUCCUCUCCUGCGGAUCUGCGGCCACGCUCUUCCCCACCAACCCUUCCGGCGUCCGCGCGCAAAUAGGACGACCGUUUCGGUUCCUCCGAACGUUUCGAAUCCUGCGCCACGCGACAGACUUACGCCGCGUAUCGCGAACGAUGAUUCUCGCUGUUCCAUCCAUCCUCUCCGUUAUUGGCGUCAUGCUCAUCUGGAUGUUCCUCUACGCCGCCGUCGGCACGCAAGUCUUUUUCAACGUCAAAUACGGCGAAAGCUUGAACAAAGACGCCAAUUUCUCGAGUUUCGUCAACUCUUUCCUCCUUCUCUUCCAAGUUCUAACUGGUGAGGGUUGGCGCCAAUUCAUGUACGACUUACAAAUUGACGAGCCGCAUUGCUCAAAAAAUCACGCCGGCGAUAACAUCGACAACUGCGGGUUUGGUAACGGCGCCACCUUCUAUUUCGUCACCUACGUCGUCGCCAUGGGCUACAUCUUCACCAACCUCUUCGUCGCCACUAUCCUCGAUCACGUCACGUUUGGCGUUCUCCGAGAAUCCUCUCUCGUCUCCACCAAAAAUCUCGAAGACUUCCAAACCAUUUGGUCCACCUUUGACCCGAACGCCACCGGAUUCAUCGGUCUCCACCAAAUCUGGCCUUUCCUCAAACGCCUCCCGGAACCGCUCUCGAAAAUAACCGCCGAAGGCGAAGGUAACGACUUAGAAAAGGAGAAAGAAAAGAAAUUCAAAACCGACGCCUUGCGCCUUCGAUACCUCUCCACCAUCUCCAAAUGGCGCCGCCGAAUCUUCGCCGAACUCCAUUACGUCCGCCACCCGAACAAAGGCGUCCCUUUCAGCGAGUGUCUCGACGCGCUCCUCCACGCCAAGCUCGGCAACUCGGCGCUCACUUUGGACACUCGAUUACGACGAGAGAAGGAGUUGGAACACAUAGACAAACUCGGGGCGUGCGUGUAUAUUCAGAGAGUGUUCAGAGGGCAUCGGGUAAGGCGAAAGAAAGAAAGGAGCUAA
Messenger RNA from Bathycoccus prasinos, 5424 nucleotides. RefSeq names its product VIC family transporter: calcium ion channel. Gene Ontology annotation, cellular component: voltage-gated calcium channel complex; membrane. The record is from RefSeq and is a predicted model, not a curated record. NCBI's taxonomy places the organism in Eukaryota, Viridiplantae, Chlorophyta, Mamiellophyceae, Mamiellales, Bathycoccaceae. Gene Ontology annotation, biological process: calcium ion import across plasma membrane. The coding region runs from base 1 to 5424 and encodes 1807 amino acids. Gene Ontology annotation, molecular function: high voltage-gated calcium channel activity; protein binding; calcium ion binding. The transcript has a single exon.